Plectropomus leopardus (leopard coralgrouper) is the source of this 1224-nucleotide messenger RNA. The record is from RefSeq and is a predicted model, not a curated record. NCBI's taxonomy places the organism in Eukaryota, Metazoa, Chordata, Actinopteri, Perciformes, Serranidae.
UAUAUCGAGCUGAAUAAAGAGAGGGGAGUCCUUGUAGUCAAGGAGCGGCUAGACAGAGAAGCGCUCUGUGGACAGACGACGCCCUGUGCUCUCGAUUUUCAAAUUAUUUUGGAGAAUCCUAUGCAGUUUUACAGCGUUACUGUCGAGAUCACCGACAUUAACGACAACUCUCCCGUUUUUAAAAACAGUGAAAUGAAAUUUGACAUUAGUGAGACGGCUCAAAUUGGAUCGAAAUUUGUCUUAGAAAAGGCUACUGACGACGAUGUGGGUCUGAAUGGGCUCCAGGGCUAUUCACUGAGUGCAAGUGACACAUUCACUUUAAAUCCUUAUAGGACGAGUAGUAGUAGAAAUGUUGAGAUGGUUUUAAAAAAGCAUCUUGACCGAGAAAAACAGGAGCUUCUGUCUUUAGUAUUGACGGCUGUAGAUGGUGGCAAUCCACAGCUAUCCGGAACCAUACGGAUUGUCAUAACGGUGCUGGAUGCCAACGAUAAUGCACCUAUUUGUACUCAACCUGAAUAUAAGACUAAUGUGAAAGAAAAUUCGUUGAUAGGAGCUGUUUUAACCACGGUUAGCGCAUCCGACGCAGAUGAGGGUCCACAUGGGCACAUACGAUAUUCAGUAUCUAAUGCUCCGAAGGGGGCACUGGAGUUAUUCGAUAUUGGUAAAGAAAACGGUGUGUUCACGUUAGUGGGGAAACUUGAUUAUGAGAAAUCUCGGCAUUAUGAGAUAGAUGUCCAAGCAUCAGAUGAUGGUGGUAACUCAGAUGUAUGUAAAGUUAUAAUUGAGGUGCUGGACACAAACGAUAACCCACCAGCUAUUAAUAUUAUGUCAGCGUCAUCCAGUGUAUCAGAGGAUGUCAAACCAGGCACUGUGCUGACAAUGAUGAACGUCCAGGACCCAGAUUCAGAUGAAAAUGGCAAAGUCCACUGCGUUUUAGAUGAUAACAUUCAUUUUACAAUCACGUCGUCAUCAAAUAACUUCUUUACUUUAGUGACAGAGGGUGAAUUAGACAGAGAGAGAGCCUCUGACUAUAAUAUAACAGUCACGUGCUCUGAUGAGGGCGUGCCCUCCCUCUCCAGCAGCGUCACUCUCACCUUACAGAUCUCUGAUGUGAAUGAUAACGCGCCUGUCUUUGAGAGGAGCUCAUAUGAGGCCUACAUUGUAGAAAACAACACACCAGGCCUCUCUAUAUUCACAGUGAAAGCCAGAGACGCUGACUGGAAC